ACCACAACCGAAUUUAUUGAAACAGAACUUGACUUUAAUCUUUCAUUGCAGCUAGGCUACUGUGCUCGUCGAUCGUGGAAACCAUUGCGCUUAGUUCCUUGAUUUUGUCUCGAAUCCGUCAGUGAUUUAAGGAGUUUAAGACAAUUUGGUCGUUUCAACAAAUCGGUUAACGAUGGGAAAUAAUUUCUUUACAUUUUUAGUAGGAAUUGUGGUGGUGACAUUCUUCAUUAUCGACCAAAUAUCUGUCAUUGCAGCAGCUGACGUUUCAGUGGAUAACAAUUUUGAAAACGGAGAAGUAUCACCGUGGAUUGACGAAUCAAAAACCGCUGUUAAAUGGAAAAUCGAGAACAGAACUUCUUCUUCGGAGCCGGAGAAUCUUCCGCUAAGUGGCUCGAAUUAUCUCCGAGUUGAUCGCGGGACUUCACUGUCGUUCGGUGUGGCUAUUCUGCGCAGUCCCGUCUUUAGUCUUUCGACCGGCACCAAGGCCACCUUUUCAUUCUCGUUCUGGAUCCGUUCCAAAUGGCCACAAUUCACAAAUCUCGAGUUAUACUUGGCCAAAAACAGGAAGGAAAGUUUGCUUUUAAAUUUUUACGAGUAUUCCGAUGUCAACAAUCGAGAUUGGCGUCAAUCCGAGACUGUGAAUAUUACAGAUGAUACGAAUUCUGAUUUGACGUUGGUAUUUUACGCUUAUUGUGGAAAUGCCGUGGAAGAUGCUGUUGCCAUCGACGACCUCUACUUUUUCACUGACGCUCUUCUGACUACAGAAACGUCUUCACCUUCCGGAACGGAUUCGACCAGCUCGACAACAACCCCAACCAGCGAAAUAUCGUCGACAUCAACUGACGCAGAAAUGUCAUCAGAAACAUCAGAAAUGACAGCCUCGCCUACAACGAUCGAGACCACCGCUAACGAAAUAAUCACAACAACCCCAGGCGAAAUAAUCACGACAACCUCAGACGAAAUAAUCACGACCACCGAUCCAACUUUCCCGGUAACCGAUCCGAUUAGUACAGAAGAAUCCUCAUGGGGAACAACAGAUUCGACUUUAACGACAACUUUAGCAGAAGAAAAGUGUCUGGAAUUCCUUCAAAAUGACACAUCGGUCCCUUGUUAUACCAUUGGUACCCAAUGCUAUUGCUUUUACAUAGGCAGUUCGCAGCUAACCUGGACAUCAGCGGAUCAGUUUUGUAGGGAUGGAAGCAUGACCUUAUUAACCAUCGAAACUUUAGAGGAAGACCAAUCCAUCUUUGAUCACGUCAAAUCCAUUUCAGAACUACAGAAUACCCUAUAUUGGACUGCUGGAAAAUAUUCUCAAGACAUCGAUGGAUGGGAGUGGGCCUCCAACGAACCUUUUGAGCCAUUUAGUUACGAUAAUUGGGGAGUGGGAGAACCCAAUGGGGACUAUACAACUAAUGAAUACUGCGUCUAUGCAAAUUUAAACCAAAAAAAUUUCGCUGCUGGAUAUUGGUAUGACGACCGAUGUGCUGCACCAGGUUUUAAAUUUAUCUGCGAACAAAAUGACUAAUAGAGCGACCUUGUUUUUAAUUAAAAUUAUGAUGUUUCAUACAUGAAUCGAAAAUGGUGCUGUUGCUAUCAGCUUGAUUCUGUAUAGGCCUACUAGUAGUAUUUAUAAAAUAAACUAAAG
Daphnia pulicaria is the source of this 1645-nucleotide messenger RNA. RefSeq lists its product as uncharacterized. The coding region runs from base 173 to 1525 and encodes 450 amino acids. The transcript is spliced from 6 exons. The record is from RefSeq and is a predicted model, not a curated record. Gene Ontology annotation, biological process: biological process involved in interspecies interaction between organisms. Gene Ontology annotation, cellular component: external side of plasma membrane; membrane. Gene Ontology annotation, molecular function: carbohydrate binding. NCBI's taxonomy places the organism in Eukaryota, Metazoa, Arthropoda, Branchiopoda, Diplostraca, Daphniidae.